Messenger RNA from Pneumocystis carinii B80, 972 nucleotides. RefSeq lists its product as hypothetical. The record is from RefSeq and is a predicted model, not a curated record. Gene Ontology annotation, molecular function: electron transfer activity; heme binding. Gene Ontology annotation, biological process: mitochondrial electron transport, ubiquinol to cytochrome c. The transcript is spliced from 7 exons. Lineage: Eukaryota; Fungi; Ascomycota; Pneumocystomycetes; Pneumocystales; Pneumocystaceae. Bases 45 to 929 code for a protein of 294 amino acids.
UUUAUUUUUUUAUAAAAUAAAGAAAGAAUUGAUUUUUAUCUAAAAUGUGGUCUAGUUUUUCAAAGAAGUUUUUAUAUGGUUAUAAAGCAAAAAUUGGUCAGACUGGAUCUCAAAGUACAAUGCUUAUAAUGUCUACGUUCACCUCUUUAUCAUCUGCUUUUCUUUAUUAUUAUAUUUAUGGUAACCCUAUCAAAGCAAUGACUCCUGAAGAACAUGGUCUACAUCCACCAAAAUAUCCUUGGCCGCAUAAAGGUUUUUUGUCUUCUUAUGAUCAUAAAAGUCUUCGUAGAGGGUAUCAGGUUUAUAAGGAAGUAUGUUCUGCAUGUCAUUCACUAAGUCUUGUUGCUUGGAGAAAUCUUGUUGGUGUUACACAUACUGUUGAUGAAGUAAAAGCUAUGGCUGAAGAACAUGAAUAUGAAGAUGGUCCAGAUGAUAAUGGUAAUAUGUUCAUGCGUCAAGGAAAAUUAUUUGAUUAUAUGCCAAGCCCGUAUCCUAAUGAAGAGGCUGCUCGAGCUGCAAAUGCUGGUGCAUAUCCUCCUGAUCUUUCUCUCAUUGUUAAAGCUCGCCAUGGAGGUUGUGAUUAUAUUUUUUCUCUUCUUACAGGAUAUAUGGACCCACCCGCUGGUGUUGUUCUUUCUGAUGGUAUGAAUUAUAAUCCUUAUUUUCCUAAUGGUCAGAUUGCUAUGGCAAGAACUCUUUUUGAUGGCUUGAUUGAAUAUGAUGACGGUACACCUGCGACCACUUCUCAAAUGGCAAAAGAUGUAGUGUCUUUUUUAAAUUGGGCAGCAGAGCCUGAGCAUGAUGAUCGUAAGCGUAUGGGUUUUCAAACAUUGAUUAUUUUAAGUACUUUGUUUGCAUUGAAUUUAUGGGUUAAACGAUUUAAAUGGGCACCUCUUAAAACAAGAAAAAUUGUAUACAAUCGACCAUAAUAGGUAAUAACAUAUUUUUCUUAGAAUAAUUAUACAUUGCAUA